AUGCCGCAACAGUACUACUACCCACAGGCAAACGAGGAGCUGAUUCGACACUACAAACUGGAACCUCAUCCAGAAGGCGGCUACUAUGCGGUCACCUUUGUGAUGGAGGAGAAGAUGAAGUCUCCUUUCGCUUCCGAUGACGAGGAGCGCAACAUUGCUACCUGCAUCUACUAUCUACUAUGCCACAAGUCCCCUGGAUGCCCCGACAGGCCUUCCCACACCGAGGACUCGGAUGAGCCUGAUCCGUUCAAGACCUGGUCAAGCGACAUCGGCGUCUUGCACCUCAACAAGUCGUCCACAAUGCACGUUCACCACGCAGGUAGGUCCAAGUACACUCUCAUAUCUGCCAGAGCACCGCUCGGCAAAGGUCUCGUGGACGAAACCGGUGAUCUACUCACGAAGACGAUAGUGAUGGGUGAUGACAUUGCGAAGGGCGAGGUGCGACAACUGCUAGUAGAGGGGGGUUGGUGGAAGGCCAGCGAGGUUCCUGAGGAAGAUCGCGAGGCAGCCGAAAACGCAAGUGCAGACGGAUCAAGGGUGGGCGCCCUGAUCUCUGAAGUCGUCACGCCGGGCUUCCACUGGAACGAUCACACAUAUCUGAACCAAGGCAAGCUCCGCGAGCUCUUUGCCGGCUGUCCGCGCGCCGAAGAGUUGUACGAAAAGUACAAGAAGUACGUCAAAGAGCAAUGA
This is a messenger RNA of Ustilago hordei, 690 nucleotides long. RefSeq lists its product as uncharacterized. Bases 1 to 690 code for a protein of 229 amino acids. Gene Ontology annotation, cellular component: intracellular anatomical structure. The record is from RefSeq and is a predicted model, not a curated record. NCBI's taxonomy places the organism in Eukaryota, Fungi, Basidiomycota, Ustilaginomycetes, Ustilaginales, Ustilaginaceae. The transcript has a single exon.